UUCAAUUCAUUGACUCUCUCAUUCUCAGCCAAUUCUCGUUCUUUCUCAAAAAACCAUUGUGAAAUAUCUCUCAUUUUUAAUUUCUCAUUCACUUCGCUUCUUAAACUCUUACAAUUUUAAUUUCGUCACAUCUUUAUUUUCUUUCUCCUCUCCUCUUCCUUUUAGAUCUUCUCAACCAUCUGUAUAUCAAAAUCACAAUGGCUCUUUCGACCACCAAGGGAACCUCCUCUUACUCUUUCACCCAACAAUAUAGAUAUGAUGUGUUCUUGAGUUUUAGAGGAAAAGAUACCCGCAAUGGUUUUACCAGCAAUUUGAAUGGUAUUUUGUGUCAUAAUGGUAUUAACACUUUCAUGGAUGAUAGACUUCAAAGAGGAGAAAAAAUUUCCACUGAACUUCUUGAAGCUAUAGAAAGUUCAAUGAUUUCAAUAAUUGUAUUCUCUAAAAACUAUGCAUCUUCCACUUGGUGUUUGGAUGAACUUGUCAAGAUUCUUGAGUGUAAAAAUAAUGGCCAAGUGGUGUUUCCGGUUUUUUACAAGGUGGAUCCAUCAGAUGUACGUGACCAAAAGGGAAAUUUUGGAGAAGCACUCGCAAAGCAUGAAAAAAAAUUCAAGGAUGAUAAAGAGAAGCUGCAGAGAUGGAGGGCAGCCCUAAAUGAAGCCAGCAAUAUAUCUGGUUGGCAUUACAAAAAUGACCACCCUCAAUUUAGAUUUAUCAAAGAAAUUUUUGAAGAGACCUUAAGUGCCAAAUUAAAUCGUACACAAGUAUUUGUUGUUAGAUACCCAGUUGGAAUAGACUCUCGCAUAGAGGAAAUAAGUUGCCAAUUAGAUAUUGACUCAAAAGAUGUUCGCAUGUUAGUGAUCCAUGGUCUUCCUGGAAUAGGUAAGACAACAAUUGCAAAAGCUAUUUUUAACUUAAUUGCAUAUCAUUUUGAAGGAAGUAGCUUUCUAGAGGAUGUUAGAGAAAAAUCGAGAACAAAUGAUGGAAUACUCCAACUACAACAGGUACUUUAUUCUGAGAUCUUAGGGGGAGGAAAUUUGAAGGCGCACGGUGUAUUUAAAAGAAUCAAUGUGAUAAUAGAAAUGCUUCACCAUAAAAGAAUUCUUUUAAUUCUUGAUGAUGUGGAUACAUUAGUCCAAGUAGAAAAUUUGCUUGGAAAAUGUGAUUGGUUUGCAUCUGGAAGUAGAAUCAUUAUCACAAGAACAGAGGAAAAGGUAUUAUCUACUCUUCAAGAAGAUUGUCAUCUAACUUACUAUAACUACAAGGUUAAGGAAUUAAAUAAACAUGAAUCACGCGAACUCUUUUAUCAACAUGCAUUCAAAGGAAACAAGCCUACGAAAGAUUAUUUGGAGUUUGUAGACCAAUUUUUACAUUAUGCCAAAGGCCUUCCAUUAGCUUUAAAAACAAUAGGUGCUGAUUUGUACAAGAGAAAUAUAAAUUAUUGGAAAAGUAUAUUAGAAAAGUAUAAAAUAUUUCCACAUCCAAAUAUUCUACAAGUACUCAAAAAAAGUUACGAUGGAUUAGACCCAACUCAACGAGAUAUUUUCCUUGAUAUUGCAUGUCUCUUCAAAGGAUUUCGCAAGGAAGUUAUUGUUGACAUAUUACAAAGUAGCUAUUGCUAUGACCCGUUAUGCGAUAUUGAGAAACUUAUCGAUAAGUGCCUCAUAGUUGUUGAAGAUGGAAAAUUAUCAAUGCAUAAUUUGAUACAACAAAUGGGUUUUGAAAUUGUUCGACAAGAAUCGGAAUUGUCCAAGAAACCUAAAAAACUAUUGUGUUAUGAAGAUGCUCCUGAAGUACUAACUGGAGAUACGGGAUUAGAUGAAAUUCGAGGCAUAUCAUUGUGCUUCGCACAACCAAGGAACAUGCAAUUGAAUCUUGAGAAGAUGAAGGGUCUCAAAUAUUUGAAAAUUCAUAAUGUAAUUUGUGAAGACCUUAAAUCCCUUCCCAAUGGGUUAAGGUUACUUGAUUGCAGUGAAUUUCCUUUAUCAAUCUUUCCAUCCACCUUUGAACCUACAAAACUCGUUGUACUCAAAAUGCGAGGGAGCCACAUUGAAUUGGAUGAGCAUUUCGAGAGAUGUCGGUUCGGAACAUUGAAAUAUAUGGAUUUCUCAUAUUGUAAAAAUAUUACAAAGGUGCCUAACUUAUUAGUGAUUUCCCCAAACAUAAAGACAUUGAAACUUAAUGGAUGCAUAAAUUUAGUUGAGGUUCACCAGUCCGUUGGACUUCUUCGAAAGCUUGAAUCCUGGUAUCUCAAUUAUUGCCAAAAUCUUAGAAUUUUACCAAGAAACCUCCAGUUGAAAUCUCUUAGAUGGUUUUGUCUUAAAUGGUGUGGAAGUCUUAUGCACAGAAUGGAAAGAUUAGCGUUGCUUUCAUCUAUAGGAUAUCUCAGUAGUCUUGAUGGGUUAACAAUAAGUUUAAAAAACGUGAAAGAUUCAAGUAACAUCUCUAAUUUACGAAAUCUUAGGUCGCUCGUAUUGUAUGAUUGUGAAAGUUUUCCAGAAGCCAUGAAUACUUCUAGUUGCUUCCCUAAAUUACAAUAUUUAGGUUUCUUUGACAGCAACAUUACUACCCUCCCUAAAAUUGCACGAAUAUGUCCGAAAUUAAAAACCUUUAACAAUCACCGUUGCUGGAACCUUCGGGAAAUUCCAAUGCUUCCACCUUAUAUACAAGCUGUACAUGCAAGAGGGUGCAAUUCGUUGAAUUCACAAUCUAGAAGAAGAUUAUUGAGUCAGUUUGGAGAUGUAAUAGGACUUCCACAGAAUUUAGCAUGUGGUUAUUCUAAUAUGGGAUCAUCGCAUCAGGAGUUUGGAUCUGAAUUGGCCUUUGCUUCUAAGUGGCCUAGUUAUAACCUUGCACUUCCAGGAACUACAAUUCCAGAGUGGUUCAACCAUCAGAGUGAUGGACAUUCCAUAUUAUUCUCAGUUGGUCAGAAAUUUCCAUCAUUUGCUUUAUGCGUUGCUUUUAAUGUGAAACCCAAGGAUAAUGUGCCAUUUCAAUGUCAAGAUUUUCAUUGUUCUAUCUACUUGUACAUUAAUGGUUUUGAAGAAAGGCUCGCGAGAGGCAAAUUUUCACUUGAUUCAUUAAAUUUUAUGUGGUUCCAUUAUAUAAGUGUUAGACAUGACUUGUUGAAACACAUAAUUUUAGGUGAUUGCGAUCGCAAUGAUGUUACUCUUCGAUGUAAAAUUUUAAAUCACUAUGGCAAAAUAGCAAAAGUUACAAUAAAAAGGUGGGGGGUCCAUGUGGCAUGCAUUUGUCCCCCUCGGAAUUCUACUGUAGAUAUGAUAUUAAAAGAAGUAUCUUUGGAUGAAGGAUUAAAAUUUUUUUUAUCUAGAGUGGCUGCAGAGGUUCUUACCUUUGAGAGAGAGAUGGUCGGACACUCUGAAACCCAAAAGGCCUAUUAUUGCCCUCUUUGUGAAAUAGCAGAAGAUUCAGUCUUACAUCUAUUUCAAUGUUGUCCCUAUGCCAAAGGAAUGUGGUAUGUUGGUAGAUGGGGUUUUCGUGUUGAAAUGAUCCAAGCUAACUCUGUAAAGGAGUUCAUUGAACAAAUACUUGACCCCCCAAAGGAAUUACUAGCAGAAAGAGUCACCAAAGAUGAAUUCACACUAUAUGCAGUAAUGGCGAUGAAAAUCCUUUGGAAUGCACGGGGAAAAACUCUGGUUUCAAACUCUAAAGCAAGCAUAAAGCAGCUAGCCCAUCGUCUUAACACACAGUAUGACUCUAACUUGAGAUCAAUUGGGACUACAAGGGGAACUGAAGAGCAAAACAGGGAAAAUGCUUGGACCAAACCACCUGAUCAACUGGUAAAGCUUAACUUUGAUGCAUCAUGUGAUCAAAAUAAUGUAGGCUUGGCUGUGGUUGUUAGAAAUCAAGAAGGGCAUGGCAGAGCAAUCAGACGUGGGAUAAGCCUCUGCAAUAAGAUGGCCAAUGCCAUUGGCAAAUGAGGAGAUACUUGAACAAGUUGUGGUAAAGGGUAUAAAGCUAACAUCAUCAAUUCCAUUGCAAAUCCAGCUUGCAAGCUCGGCUGGGAAUGGAAGAGCAUAAUGAAGGAUAUUUUGGUUUUGGCUUCUUUUUUUCAGAUAAUAAUGUAGUACACAGUCUCAUAAAAUGGGCACUAGGGUCUAAAGACUCUAGUCUAUUGUUGCGUGUAAAUGUUUCCCCAACAAUAAAAAGGGCCUUGGCUGAAGAAAUGAGAACCUCUUCAUUCAAAUUCAAAGAAAUAUGACAAGUCACACAUCCUGGUGGACUUGCAUUCAUUUUCUGCUGUUCUUCAACAUGUAUGUUUGGACUACGGUUUAUCAAUUUAUCAAUACUUAGCACUAGUUCUGAAAGGUCACUCAGAUGCUAAUGAGGUCUCUCUUGGAAUCUUUGAUCCUUUUGAAGUAUGACCAGGCUACUUGUCUUGGGCUAUGACUCUCAAGAAAGAGGCCACACCAGAGAAUGAUGCUUCCUAUUGGUAGUUGAGGAAAGUUGUUGAAUCACUCUGGGGCAUCCCUCAUCAAGCAAUAAAUCCCAAUGAAAGAAAGCAAUAACAGAUUUUCAUGUUCGAAUCCAUAACCUGCAUUAACAUCGAAUACAUCCGAGUCAUGCAGCAGCCUACCAGCCUCUACUGUUUCAAGAUGCUAUUGUAAAUGAUCCACUUGAAUAAAUCAAUGAGCUGAAUAAAUCCAGAGGCCAAAAGCAGCUAGAAAGGUCAGGAGGAAGAGAAAUAAGAAGAAUGGUGUGGGUGGUGGUACAAUCAUGGUCCCCUGGUCCUAUGCUAAUGGAGGUUAAGAACAUUCUUCAAACUUAGAUACUUUGUACACGAAGAUCUGGGACAUAACAAAUUGUAAUUAAGUUGAACGAUCUGCACCUAUCCUCAUCCAAUUUUGGAGAUACUAUUAGACCAACUUAUUAUUUUAUUUUGUGAUGUAUUUAGUAGAAUUUCACGGACAGUGAUUGUGAAUUGAUAUUAUAUAUGUAAUAUUCAAUUGUGAUUUUCAAAAUUAUAUACGUAAUAACAGUGUAAUGAGAAACUUGACGAAACUAAUAUCAUGAAAGUUGUAAAGGAAAACUAUUUUAGUAUCUCUAAA
Messenger RNA from Quercus robur (English oak), 5066 nucleotides. RefSeq names its product disease resistance protein RPV1-like. Gene Ontology annotation, biological process: defense response; signal transduction. Lineage: Eukaryota; Viridiplantae; Streptophyta; Magnoliopsida; Fagales; Fagaceae. Bases 198 to 3938 code for a protein of 1246 amino acids. Gene Ontology annotation, molecular function: ADP binding; ATP hydrolysis activity. The record is from RefSeq and is a predicted model, not a curated record. The transcript is spliced from 12 exons.